Molecule: messenger RNA, 2087 nt
Organism: Vitrella brassicaformis
Lineage: Eukaryota; Vitrellaceae
Source: the annotation of a GenBank genome assembly
GCCCUGUUCCGUGCUCAGCCAACAGGAGAAGCAGCGGGCCGGUGCCGCUGUGCCGAGAUCUGGGACUCAGAUGGACCAAUGGCUGUGCUGAAGCGCAUCGGGACCUUCCUGCUCUUCGUCGGGGCUCCAGUGGCUGCAGGAGCCGCAGCAUCGGCCUAUCGCGAGGCCAACUUGCCGCCACGAGGCCCCUACCAAAAUGUCAAGGAUCUCAAAGACGCCAUCGUCGUCGUGACGGGCGCCAACACGGGCAUCGGCAAGGCCGCCGUCCACCAGCUGGCGCAAAGGGGCUGCCACGUCAUCAUGGCAUGCCGCGAUGUCGAAGCGGGGCGCAGGGCGAGAAUGGACAUCGAGCAGGCCCUGGCCAACCCAGACUCGGUCCACAUAGAGGUCAUCAGGUGCGACCUGGCGGACCUGCACUCGAUCAGGCACUUCGUCGAUGAGGUGUCCACGCGGUACCACCGGAUCUACGCCUUGGUCAACAACGCGGGCUGCAUCCAGUACCACCCGACGCGGACGAGGGACGGCGCCGACCCGACUCUGUACGUCAACUUCCUGGGCCCGGCCCUGCUGACGGAGCUGAUGCUGCCCUGCCUCAGGCGGGCUGGCACACAGGAGAGGAAAAGCCGAGUGGUGCACGUCAACUCCAGGUAGGUACGUGAGGGACGGAUGAAGGAGAAAGGAGAAAGGACGAAGGGCAUACACAACCAACAGGGAGGCAGACAUUUCAUUUGUCGACCGACCGACUUGUUUUGGAUGUUUUGACUGCAUGCAGGUUGCAGUACAUCAGCCAGCUGGAUGCGACGGCCAUCCAGCAGCUGAUGAAGCGGCGCACCUCCUACAUGCCCACAGAUGUCAUCCGGGAACUCGCAAAGGCCGAGCACGAGGCCGCCGCGUCCUACAGCACCCAGCCGCAGCCCACUCAACGAGACUACGCCAGCUACUAUGGCGUCCACCGAGACGAUGACGACCGACCCGCAGAGCCCGACCUCCCCCCUCUGCACAGCCGACUCAUGGCGCGCUUCCGGCGGUAUGGGGAGGCGCUUCAGGGCUAUGCAGAGAAGGCGUAUGGCGUGGCGUCGACAGGGGUGAGGGACUCGCUGCGGAUGGUGGGUGCCAAGGCUGAGGGCGAGGAGGGGCUGCGGGGUGUGGGGAAGCAGCGGUGGAACAGCUCGGCUGCAUACGCCAACUCCAAGCUGCUGCAGAUGAUGCACUGCAAGGAAAUGGCCAAGCGGUUCAGAGAGGAAGGGGCGCCCAUCACAUGUGCGUCUGCGAGAGAGGGGAAUGAAUGAACAGCGCAGCAAUCGAUGUGUGUGUGUGUGUGUGUGUGUACGUAUGGUGCUUCCUUCCCCUCAGGCAAUGCGGUGACGCCCGGGAUGGUCAACACGGAUCUGUUCCGGUCCUACCCCAUGGCAGUCCGCGUCCUCACCGCCCCCAUACGCAGAAUGUUCAUGAGGUCAGCCAUCCCCUCAACCACCCAACCAGAGAGGGAAAUGCCUGGAUGAAUGGCCGUCUUCAUGUCGUGUGCAGGACGCCAUCUGAGGGUGCGGAGCUGCUCACGUGGGCCGUCACGAGCGAGGAGCUCAACGACAGCAACGGCGAGUUCUUCGCUGACCGGAAGGUACCCAAGGGGGCAUGCAUCUGGACGGCGAUCGAGACACGUGUCUGUGUUUGGCUGUGUGUGUCAGGCCGUGCGGGUGAAUGAUGCUGCGAAGGAUGAGUUCCUCGUGGACAUGGUGGCGUCGCUGUGGAGGCAGACCGCGAGACAGAUGUUUGUGCUGGCCGAUGAGGCGGGCUAGUGUUGGAUGGGGGAAGAAGCAGACAGGCUCGGCCCCGUGUUGGUUUCGUGUGUGACAUAGGACAUUUAGUGUAUUGGGACGUGCGUGUGGAUUGUAUGGCAGUCGAUGGCUGUGCUUGUGCUCACCUGUCUGACGGGCUCGGCAAACAGAGUGCACCGUCUCACCGCGGUGGCUCUUGUUUGUGGAACUCAUCGCGCAGGCCAGUACAAGCGUAGUCCAUCAGACUGAUGCCAAGAAAGACUCAUCGCUUCAUUCGACCAGUAAAAUGAUCCCGCACAUGAAUGACUCUAG